AUGGCUGACAUUCUCACACAGCUCCAAACAUGUCUCGACCAGCUAGCCACGCAAUUCUACGCAACUCUUUGCUAUCUGACUACUUACCAUGAUCACAUUCCUGCCGACUCUCCCCCUCCAUCCGCCAACAGAACUAAUGCCAUGCCAUCCUUGGCCAAAAUCCCUCGCAACCAGCCAAACGCAACGCCCGUGCCAGCCGAUGCGGUGGCGAAACAAAGCGCAGAACAGCAAGGACAGGGCUCGCCUUCGGUAGGAGCUGCUGUUCCGGUAGAGGCUUCGACUCUUCCUCCAGGUGCAGGGCCAGCGACGCCGGUCAUUCCGGGGCACGGAGAUCCUAAUCAACCGCCGCAGCCGGAUUCACCAGAGUUGUUUGCGUAUAGACAAAGAGAACUAGCACGAGAUUUGAUAAUUAAAGAACAGCAAAUUGAAUACCUAAUCAGCCGCCUUCCGGGGAUCGGUUCGUCGGAAGCCGAGCAGGAGGCACGCAUUCGUGAAUUAGAAGAUGAGUUGAGACAGGUCCAGGAUAAGAAAGAGCGAAAGGCACUGGAACUGAAAAGGUUGAGCAAGAAACUCGAAGCGGUGUUAGGAACUGUGGAAAGGGGUAUUUAUGCGGAACGAGAAGGUGGUGAGAAUUAA
Talaromyces proteolyticus is the source of this 636-nucleotide messenger RNA. Its product is annotated as putative RNA polymerase II transcription mediator complex subunit Srb7. Gene Ontology annotation, cellular component: mediator complex. Gene Ontology annotation, molecular function: transcription coregulator activity. Gene Ontology annotation, biological process: regulation of transcription by RNA polymerase II. The record is from RefSeq and is a predicted model, not a curated record. NCBI's taxonomy places the organism in Eukaryota, Fungi, Ascomycota, Eurotiomycetes, Eurotiales, Trichocomaceae. The coding region runs from base 1 to 636 and encodes 211 amino acids. The transcript has 2 exons.